Messenger RNA from Spodoptera littoralis (African cotton leafworm), 3432 nucleotides. The record is from the annotation of a GenBank genome assembly. NCBI's taxonomy places the organism in Eukaryota, Metazoa, Arthropoda, Insecta, Lepidoptera, Noctuidae.
AUGAAGAGGAUGGUUGAAGAUUUGGAAAGUGAAAUUGGGGAAAUGUAUGUUGUAAUGAAAAACGCUGGUCUCUCUGGAACUGAAAUCAACACCAGGGCGCAAAUGGAGAAAGAUAUUGAAGAAAUAAGAUCCAAACUGUCCAAAAAUAAUUCCGAAUUUACAAACGAGAAGAAUCGUUUGCAAACUGAAAUUGCUAAACUAAAGGAUCUCAAUACAAAGUUAGAAACUGACAAAACUGAAAUAAGUGGUAAAUUAAAAACUUUAGAAAAAGACAAUAGCAGUAUAGCUGGACAAAUCAAAACGUUGCAAGAAGAAAAGAAGACUUUAGAAGCACAAGUUAGUAAACUGAAUAGUGAUCUGAAAAAUGCAACAUCCCUACAAACCACUAUGUCCGACUGUAUGAAGAAAAUAGAAGAACUUAAAAAUGAAAUAGAUGUUAAAGAUAAAGAAAUCGAUAAGUUGAAGAAACAAGCAGAAAAUGUAAAUAAAUUAGAACAGGAUAAACAAAAAUUGCUCAAAGAGGUUGGAGAUAAGGCUAAAAAGAUAGGUGACUUAGAAAAGAAAUUCAAGGAAGCAGAGGACAAAUGCAAACGGAUUGAAAAGCAAUUAGCUUUGCGCAAAGACAAGGUGGCGAAAUUGGAAAAGGAGGAAGAAGCAUUACGAGACACCUCUAACCAGAAGUACAAUGAAGCUAUAUCGUCAGUAGAAAUGGCACAGAUGCAAGACAAACUGGAGAGAACUACCAAAGAAUUAGAAGAGAAGCAAGAAGAAUUAACGAAUGCUAAGAGAGAGUUGGAAAGUACCGAGAAAGAACUGUCGGCAAUAAAGUCAGAGAUGAUUCAGUUGAAAUCCAGUAUAUCGAAGUUGGAGAGUGAGAAGAAAGAGCAUGAGAACAAAUUGCAAGCAGAAAAGAAGGAGUCGAGUUACUGGGAGAGCAAGGCUUCCGAACUUGAAACUGAUUUGCAGGCUGAACGGAAGAAACUGGAACGCAUGCGCAAGGCUCACGAUGUAGAUAUCAAGAACAAAGAAGCAGAAUUGGCUACACUUAAAGGUAAACUAAAAGUUCUAGAACAAUCUUCUGGUGCGGGCGCCAAGAAGAUAUCUGAUCUCAAACAGGAAUACGAAGAAACUGUUAAAAAAUUGGAGCACUCCCUUGCGGUAGAGAAGGCAGAGUAUGAGGAAUUGACUGGUAAAUACGAAAUAUUAGAAGAAGAACACGUGGUCACUAAAGCAAGACUCACUGUUGAAAAGGAGCAAGCGCAAGGUGAAUUAAUACAUGCCCAAAAAGAAUUGGCCUCAGCGUUAGCCGAAAUCAAAACUCUUCAAAACAACUAUGAUACGCAAUCUUCAGCGUGGACUAAAGAAAAGACUGAACUGCAGAACUCUAUAUCAUCGCUACAAGACCGUCUAUGUGGUGGAGGCUGGGAGGUGGAACGCGCACGACUCAAUGCUAAGCUUGAGCAACGAGAGCGAGAACUGCGCACCGUCAACGACCAACGAGACGUCUUGGAACACCAUCACGAUCAAGCUAAGAAAGAGUUGGAGGAAGCAAGAAAGAAACUGGAAGACUACGAACGUGUCUCCAAGGUACAGAGGACUCUAACGACAGAGAAUGCUGAAUUAGAGCGAGAACUGUCAUCUCUGAACACAAGGCUCGAACAAGCUGACGUGUCUAGGAAAAAUGAGUUGGCAGAAAUGAAGCUUAGGUACGAAGGACAGAUGAACACCAUGCGAGAUGAACUCAAGUCUUUGCAUAACCAGGUGUCAAGGUUCAGACGUGAAAGAGACAACUACAAACAAAUGUUGGAUGCUGCUCAAAAGACGAUGACAGAAAUGAAGAAUGGCGACAAAAAUGCUAGAACAGCGAGACAUUCAAUAUCAAGUACUGAUGAAGAGGAAUAUCGUAACAAGGUCGCGACACUGGAGCAGCAGACAGCGUGCCUAGAGGACGAGCUCUGUGAAGCAAGACUGCUAGCGUCCAAACUGAACACUGAGCUCAUCAGCGAGCGAUCCGCAGCUGAAGUCCGCUUCGCAGAAAUGCAAUCCAGGCUUAAUGAGUACGAAGAAGAAAGAUUGCUGACAUCAGGCAGAGCGCGCGUGGCAGGUCUGGCGACACGUAUGGAACUUGCGUGGCACAAGGAACGCGAUGAACAGCAGCGGCUACUGCAGGAGACCUCCACUCUCGCCAGGGACUUGAGGCAGACACUCUUUGAGAUAGAACGCGAAAGAGAGAAAGAGAGAUUAGACAUGAAGAGAAGAAUAGAACAAUUGAAGAGAACUACCGAAGAAGAGACGGAAGAGGCUAAAAAGAAGGUGACAGAACUGCAGUGUGAUCUACUGGAGCUCCGGGACGCGCACGCUAAGUUACGUACCGCAAAUGAGAAGCUGCGUCGCGAUAAAGAACGACACGACCGAGAUCGUGACCAGAACAAGCUUCUUGUUGGUUCACUCAAACGUGCUCAGCAGGAGGAUGACAGGAUAAUAACACAACUUCUAGAAACUAUAGAUGACCUGAUGAAGCAGAGUCCUGAUUUGUUCCGUAAUCAUACUCCUGUCAAACCAGAGAAGAACUUGCUGACGCCUACGCCACCAAGACGGAAUAGGUCAUCAAAGUCCCGGUCUCGGUCGGCGACGCCUGAGAACGGUGUGAGUGCAGUGGACACGGCUACUACUGCGGCGCGACUGCGACGACUCACUGAUGAACUGCGCGCCUCACGCAUCGCCGAGAGGCAACGACGACAUCAAGCCACUGCUAGGAGAGCGAUGUCAACGGAGCCCCGCGACACACUGUCCGUCUCACCAGCUACGCGCACGCCAUCUCGUGCACCUUCGCUCAAGAAAAGAUCCAUUUCUCUUGAACAGACUACUAAGGAUCAGAGCCUAAUAUGGAAGUCGGUGGAUGAGAGCAGCGUGUCUUCGAUGCAGUCAUUGGACGGAGACGCGGACAACCGGCUGUUCACUAUGCAACGAGAUGCUAGUCUAGACAGUCGGUUAUCCGGCGGCUCAGCUCAAAGCGAAGUACUUCCAUCAGAAAAGAAGAAAAAGAAGAGCAUUUUCGGCAAAUUAAAGAAACUGACCAAGUCUCGCUCUAUUGACGACCAAGUUGACAGCACGGAGCAUGUCGAGUUCAGACCUAUUGGCACUGUUUCUCAGCAGGGAUCGGAUUCGGACAUGAGUACAGCAGGCAGCAAGCGUGACCUGCGUGGACGACUGUCCGAUAUGUUCAGCAGGAAAGGACCAAUGUCACGUACAAACAGUAAAGAGCUGAGUCCGGAGCGGCCGGCGAGUGCGAUGGGUAGUAUGACGAGCUCGUCCCGGCCUCCACUACGUAACGCUAGUAGCUCCACUCUCGCUAGGGCCUCGCCUGCUAAACCGAACGAAGUGCCGCGGCCAGCGAGCGCAACGCCUGCAGCCAAGAGGAAAGGGAAAUAA